AUGCUUUUCCUCGAUUUGUUCGCGAUCAAGAUUUUUAAAAAUAUUACUAAAAAUAUAAUUGAGAAAACCAGUUCAUUAAAUAAAGAGAAUAAUAAAGAAGAAUUCAGGAAAAAAUGCCUAGAUUUGGCUAAUUAUGUAGUUCAUAAUAAGAUAGCACCCUCAUAUCAUAAUCAAGUAAUUUGGGAAAGAGCAAUAAAGGGUUGGACACAAUCUCACUAUGAAAAGCUAAAUAAAUAUGGAGAAUGCCCUUUUAUUUUAGAGGAAAAAGAUAAAAAAAAUUUAGAAUUAAAAUAUGAAGAAGUUGAUUUUUGUGAUAAAAGAAAGAAAUAUUUGGAUGAAAUACAACGAUUGAAAGAGAAACUACCAAGUAAUUCUGAUAAGUAUUCAUGUAGAUGUAAUGAAUAUAAUGAGUGGAUUGAGCAAAAGAAAAACUAUUUUGAGGAAAAGAAAAGCCUUUUUGGAACAUUCUACCAAAAAACAGACCAAAAAAAAAAAAAAAAAAGACGUUCAGAAUAUAUAUGCGACUUAAUGAAUGAUCAAACGUUCAAAAAACUUACUGACUUCCCCCCAGUAAAUAAAUUACAACGUCGUGAAGGUGAAUCUGAAAAGGAAGAAAUAGGUUCACAAACAAAAGAUAAAGAAAAAAAGGGGGAAUCACCUGUAUCAUAUGAUUAACCCGAACAAGCUGCACCUACAGAGGGAGCUGCCACUAAUCAAAUGAAUCAUGAUACAAAGCAUAAUCAACAUGAAGAGAAAAAUAAAGAAGAACUGGAACCUCCAUCUGCACCUGAAGUACAAACACUAGCUCAUUUAUCAUCACUUGAAUCUCCUUCUAAUGAAGUUGAAGCUAAUUCUGAAAAUUCUUUACAGUCUCCGACACAAGCAGUUUUCUCAAAUUCCCAACCAUCCACAGAAGUAUCAAGUGAAUCUGUACCUCGUGCACCAGUUCUACUAGACAUAAAACCAGAAAAUGCUUCCGAAAGCACACUAUCUUCUCCAAUAUCAAAAUCCCUUCCAAGUUCUUUAACUUCAACUAUACCCUCUGUAACUUCUGGUGACCGAAAUUCAUCUAAUAAAUACAUAUCAUCUAUUUUAAUAACCUUUCUAAUUAUUAUCGUAUUUUCUCUUUUUAUUAAAUACACAUUAAUGGGACAGUUAAAAAAAAAAAAAAAGAUAAAAAGAAGACAAGAAAAAUUUCUUAAAAUACUAAUACCUUCACAUUCGAACAGAAAAAAAGAAUUUUUAACUCAUAAUCAUUUGGAACACCCGUGUUAUGAUGAUGAAGAAAUUACUAAAAAAAUAAAAAUACUUGAAGAUAACAUGAUAAAAAAUUUACAUGAGUCUAAGCAAAAAAGGAAAAGGUCCAAAACUAUUAUAGAAGUACAUAUGGAAGUGCUUCAAGAAUGGAAAAAUGAAGAAUGGAAUUACAAAAAAGGAGAAUUUUUAGAAAUAUGCUUAGAAGUGUUCACAAAAAAGUUAUAUGAGCUUUAUCCUAAUUUAACAAAUGAUGAACUAAUAACGGAAAAUAUUAAAAGUAGCAGUGAUAUUGAAAAACAAAAAAAUUUAUGGAAUAAAUGGAUAGAAAGACAUAGAAUGAAUAAAGUGGACUGAUAUAAUAAUUUAAAAAAUGAAUGGAAAAAGGAACUAGCUUCUAUACAUGAAAUUAAAGAUUUAAAAAAGAAAUCUUCUUAUGAAAAUCGCAAAAUUUUAUUUUUAGAAAUAGAAAAAGAUCUAUGGAAACAAUAUUAUCAGAAAACACAAUAUAUGGAACAAGAAUGACUUAAGGUAUUAACAGAGAAGUUGCCGAGUACAUCAGAAGAAUGUGUAAGUGAAGAAACCAUAAAUUAUAUAUCAUUAAUAAAUGUAGAAGAAUUGCAGCAGAAAGAAAAUUAUAAAGAAUUAUAUAAAUAUAUAAAAAAAAAAUUAUUCACAAGGAUGCGUAUUCUUGUUCUUAUGUCAAUAUUAGAAGAAUAUACAAAAGAGGUGAAUUUUGAUAAUAGGGAAUCACACUUGGACAGUUCAAUAAAUUAAUGGAAGGCAGAAGUAUAUUCAGGUAACAAACAAGAAAUUACAGAAAAUACAAUUGAAUAUAUCAACAGUGAUAUAGAAAAUAAAAGAAAUAAGGAAUUCCAUACUCAUAUAGGGAAGGACAGUUUCGAAAAUGAGAUAAAGGAUUGGAUAGUAGAAGAUGACUUAUAUGCAAGUUCUGUAGUUAAUAAUGGGACAGUCGAAAAAUCCAUUGAUAUAGCCGGAAAACACAUUUCACAAAUUCAUAGUAAUACAACCAAAAUAUAG
Messenger RNA from Plasmodium malariae, 2295 nucleotides. The record is from the annotation of a RefSeq genome assembly. Lineage: Eukaryota; Apicomplexa; Aconoidasida; Haemosporida; Plasmodiidae.